Messenger RNA from Geodia barretti, 1369 nucleotides. The record is from the annotation of a GenBank genome assembly. NCBI's taxonomy places the organism in Eukaryota, Metazoa, Porifera, Demospongiae, Tetractinellida, Geodiidae.
GCGCUUAGAUGUGGCACAGCUGACCUAACUGGGAGAGAGACUUAGCAAUCUUGCUCGCCAGCAGCGCGAAGGAGGAGGUGCCGCCAUCAUGUCCGCGUACCAGCGGAGACUGAAGAAGGAGUACCAGGAUUUCCAGGCCAACGCACCGGCGGGCAUUCGACUGGACAGCACCACAAUGCAAGACAAAUUGGACGAGUGGAGAAUACAUCUGGCUGCUCCGGAGGGGACGCUGUACGCUGGGGAGGAAUAUGUUCUUCUGUUCAAAUUUAGCUCCAAAUAUCCGUUCGACUCACCCCAGGUGACAUUCACGGAUGGCAAGUCACCCUGCCAUCCUCACAUCUACAGCAACGGCCACAUCUGUCUCUCGAUCCUGGACAAAGAUUGGAGUCCGGCGAUGAGCGUCGUGUCCGUCUGCAUCAGUAUCCAGAGCAUGCUCAGCAGCUGCACUGUCAAGAUACGACCUCCUGACGAUAAACAGUAUGUCAGAAUUGCCUCCAAGAACCCUAAAAAGACUCAGGGAAGAGGCAUGUCAACAGAGCAUUUGAUGGACACGUGCAGUCCGUCCACACCACCCGCAGAGCCGAGUGUCGUGGGCUACUUCAGCGUUCCUCCGCAGGGAGCCAUCAGAGCUGCCCGCUGCUACCCAGUCGGCGAUGGUGAGAGCACGAUAGGACGAGACGAGGAUUGCCAGGUGUGUAUACCAGUCAGAGCCCUGUCGAGGCAGCACGCGGUGCUACUGGUGGAGGACGGAGAACAUUUCAUACUGGACCUCGGCAGCCGCAACUGCACUCUCCGUAGAGGGGUGAGUGAAAGUGAAACCUUCUGAAAAUGACCCUCCGAAUAAAGAACACCUCUCUAUUAAGGUAGUGAAAGUGAAUUAUUGAGGUAUAAAAGCAAUGAAACCGAACCUCUAAAUAAAGGACACCUCUCUAUAAAGGACACUUGGUUCUGCCCCAUACUAAUACAUAGGGACACCUCUCUAUAAGGGACGCUUGGUUCUGCCCCAUACUAAUACAUAGGGACACCUCUCUAUAAGGGACACUUGGUUCUGCCCCAUACUAAUACAUAGGGACACCUCUCUAUAAGGGACACUUGGUUCUGCCCCAUACUAAUACAUAGGGACACCUCUCUAUAAGGGACACUUGGUUCUGCCCCAUACUAAUACAUAGGGACACCUCUCUAUAAAGGACACUUGGUUCUGCCCCAUACUAAUACAUAGGGACACCUCUCUAUAAGGGACGCUUGGUUCUGCCCCAUACUAAUACAUAGGGACACCUCUCUAUAAAGGACACUUGGUUCUGCCCCAUACUAAUACAUAGGGACACCUCUCUAUAAGGAGGCUUGGUUCUGCCCCAUACUAAUACAUAGG